Cylicocyclus nassatus is the source of this 2221-nucleotide messenger RNA. The record is from the annotation of a GenBank genome assembly. Lineage: Eukaryota; Metazoa; Nematoda; Chromadorea; Rhabditida; Strongylidae.
GCUACCGGCUGGGAGUUAGCACAGGGGCUAAAUAGCUACUCCGUAUGACACCAAUUUCUUAUAUAAUCCUAUGCAUUGCUGUGUGGACAAUCAAAGGAGAAAAAUGCACAGAUAAGGAUUUUAACGUUGAUUUACGAGUAUCCGAACAUGGAUCAAUGGAAUCUUUCUACUCGAUCGCAAAUGGAAUUUGUGACGGGAUACAGUCAAAGCUGUCGGAGGCGGCAGUUACCGAUCUUCAUAAUACUCUCAAGGAAGAAGACUUGAAAGAUGCUUCUUCAACAAUUAUUGACAGGUUGGCCAAGAAUCAGAUAGGAUCUAUAGUUUUCUGCUUGGUUGGCAUCGUGAUCGGCGUUUGUUCGCUGGGGUUUGGUAUCACCAUUUUGUGCAUGCGAUGUUUGUGUAACCAUCGCAGAAAUGCUUAUGCUUCGGAGUAUGCCGACGAUGUACUAUCAGUCUUUACUCAAUUACUGCUGCUUAUUUUUUUAAUGGUUGCGUUCUCUCUUUUGAUUGCUGGUGUAGUGCUCAAUAAUAAGAGUUCAUCAGGCCUGUUCUCCUCGACGGAAACUUCACAAGGGACACUCAAAUUGAUAAUGGGUGAUGCACUCGAGUUAUACAAUAAUGCCACAGCAACCUUGAUAUGUACCUUCGAUGAGGUUGUUGACAAAACUUUGAAUGAGGUGGAAGAAAAUGUAAAAACAGCUCCAGAACUUUUGGUGGAUGAUUUCAAAAACAUGACUGAGAUUUCUCGUCUAGAUCAAAUGGAUACAAAUGCGACCCAGCAAGAGGUUAAUUCGUGCCGUACUCAGUGCACAAGCAUAAAUGGGACAAUUCAAGGGGUGUUGCAAAAAUCUCCCGAAAGAAGCUGCGAGCUGAAGUUGAAGGGAACAAAAAAGAUUAUCGAUGUUCUCUAUGAGCAACUUGAAAUUAUUGAGAAAGUACUGAGCUUCAAAAACACCACCGACUCGACAACCGAACAGAUCUAUGAGACGCUAAAUGACACUACAGAAAGCUAUGUCGGCUCGUCUAUCGAACAAGUACGUAGUAGGUGGAACGACGUAAGAACAACAGUCGAAGACUCUAAGGAAGUUUCCAACACUUUGGAAGAUUUUGAAAAGAAGAUCGACAAUAUACUAGACGAUGUAUUCUCGUCAAAAAUCUACAAGUCAAUCAAACAAGGAUUUUCAUGGAUUGUUACAAUCCCUGGAAUCAUUACAUUGUUGCUUGCUUUGGUCGCAUCCAUGCCGCUAAUUCUAUACAUGUGCUUUCCUCAAGCUAGAUACACGGCAGUUGUGCACUUCUUAUUUCAAUUCUCUUUGUAUGGCUUUUACGCCAUUACCAUAUUCGCCUGCCUUGUGAUCAUCCUAAGCAGUGUCGAGUAUUUGUUUGUAUCAAUGACAUCAACUGGCUGCAAAACACUGUUCCAAGACUCGAGCUACUCCUCCUUGACUUCUUUGCAGAAGGAGGUACAACUUGUUGAAGGCUAUCAUCUCAAUCUUUCGUUGAGGGAUACUUUGACAAGCAGCAAAAAGGACGUCACAUUGUGGAAAGCAAUUAAAGCCGAUUCUGUUUUUGACACAGACACCGUACUGGACAUAGUCAAUCUCGAAUCGAUAAAAAAUUCUACGCUUGAAAUGAUCGACGAUGUCAGACAAGAAGUUUUCAAAUUUCAGGAAGAUAUCAGACCAAACAAGGAUGAUGCUUUCAAAAUCAUGAAUGAAAUGGAGGCAUUGUUAAGAAACCUGACUCAGUUCUACACAUUGAGUGAAUGCUCGAACAGAUUCCCCAAUGAGACAAAAAAGAUCGAACAAGGCGUGGCAUCGAUAAAUUCAUCUAUGCACUUCUUCCAAAAAGACAUGCGCGUUGUUGGAAGCGUGCUAGAAACAGUGAUUAACAUCGAUAACAAUACACUCGAUGAAAAAUUGGAAACAACACAUUCGAAUGUUCUCAAUCUUGUUGAACAACCAGUACGACGGGGAAUUGAAAGUGUUUUAAACGAUUUGUCUUCGAAGUUAUUGCCAGCUCGUGCCGUUUACAAUCUCUAUCAAAAUUUUGGAUCACUGUUUUGCAGUGAUAUCGCCAAACCAGCUCAUGGAGUAUGGGCAUCAUCGGGUCUAUGCGGUCUUUCGAUACUCUUUGCAGCUAUCAUCAUCCUACUGAUCACUCGCAUGGACGAUUACUGAGACGGAAAAUUACAGCAGUAGAAUGAAUAUCUUGUUUAUAU